Messenger RNA from Manduca sexta (tobacco hornworm), 3791 nucleotides. RefSeq names its product dnaJ homolog subfamily C member 22 (gene wus). The record is from RefSeq and is a predicted model, not a curated record. Gene Ontology annotation, cellular component: plasma membrane; early endosome. NCBI's taxonomy places the organism in Eukaryota, Metazoa, Arthropoda, Insecta, Lepidoptera, Sphingidae. The transcript has 6 exons. The coding region runs from base 325 to 1443 and encodes 372 amino acids. Gene Ontology annotation, biological process: endocytosis.
ACAGUUUUCUUCAAAUUGUUAGAGCACACGUCACUCGUCACCAUAUAUUCCUAAUUACCUAUAUGUUAUAUUCAAUUAAAAUUCUCGAUGUUCGUCACUCACCUUCGCAAGUCACCUCAUUCGUAAAAGUUGUGAUUUAUAAAAGAAAUCAGAAUCGUGUUAGCUUGAAAAUUCAUAUUUGAUUCUACGAAUUAUUUUCCGGUUUGCUAUAGAGUAAAACUAGACAUUUUUAACUAUUUCCUUGUUAUAAUAUUGCGUUCGUAGCAGACUCAAACAUUUUAUGUUAUUCCCAAUAUUUGACACAUUUAAAUUUUGAAAUUCAUAAUGGCUCUCAAAGGAGAUAGUGUGGCAUCUAAAAAGUCAGUAUUCUGGGCGUAUGUGUUCUGGUUAUUCGGAGGUUUAUUUGGCGUGCACCACUUUUAUUUACGCCGCGAUAGACAUGCAUUCGUCUGGUGGUCGACGCUUGGCGGUUUCGGUGUAGGAUGGCUUGGGGAAGUAUUUCGCAUUCCUAGGUAUGUGAGAGACGCUAACGAAGACCCGAAGCACAUGGAGGAGCUUGUUGCAAAAAUGCAUCGCAACAAAAAGCCACCAUUCUCCAUGAAUAGAUUCACAGGAAUGCUAAUGGUUGGCUACUCGUGGGGUCAGAUGAUGAUGUUUGCUGUACCCCCUGAUGAGUUCUGGGGCAUCAAUUUUAGGUAUCUCAAUUACCUGAUACCUCUGGUUGCUGCCCUUGGUGUUUGGACAGUUGGCAACAUUGGUAGUGAACAAGGCAAACUAAAAUGGCCCUUGCUAGCUGCCUACGCUGCGUACCCCAUCCGCUACUACAUCUAUGACGAGACAGUGUGGUUCACACUCAUGGUUCUCGCUGCAGCCUUGGCGUUCGAUUCCUUUUCCAAGGAAUGGCGUCGUACCCCGAGAAAGAAGCAGCCUUUUGUUAGGCGCGUUGUGGUACUGGGCUUGUGCGCUUGUCUGUACCUUUCCCUGUGGUGUGGCUACCUGUACUUCCACGGCACAAUCACCGACAGCGAGGGUGACGAGGUGCCAGUUUAUGAAGCUCUGCAUCACUUCUUCACUAGUCCCUGGUGGCUGGAUGUUAAGCAAUGUCUACUGGACACCUAUCAAUACGCUCAGCAUCACGGUUGGUACGAGGUUUGGAAGCAGAUCAUCGAUUUGUCAGACCCACAUGGAGAACAGAAUGCCUACAAGGUCCUAGGCCUCGGACCAGAAGCUAGUCAGCAAGAAAUCACUUCAACUUGGAGGCGCCUGUCCCGAGAGAACCACCCUGAUAAGGUGAAGGAGUUCCAUCUUCGUCGUGCAGCGCAAGAGAAAUUCAUGGAAAUACAACAAGCGUACGAGAUAUUAUCUAACAGCAAGCACAGAAGGAACCGACGUAACAAGAAAGACAAUUCCGAACCUAGAGGUAACGACAAAAUAGAGUUGUAGUUUCCUUGUACAUACUACCAAAGGCGACUUAGAUAAGUAGAGUAGGUUCUAAAUUUGUAGUUUUUUUUUAAAGAAUUAAUGAGAAUUUAAUUUCAAAUACUAUCUUUAUUAAAUCUGUAUAAUGUACACUCCAAAUAUUAUAGUUUUGGUUUCUUAAACCAUUUCUGAUGUUGUUAAGUAUGGUCUGAUUCCAAUAGUUUAACACGAAACAAUUGAGCAUAGAACAAGGCCAAGGAAGAUUGUGUUAUGUUAUUUGGAAUGGAUUUUAAACACAAGUGUUUAUGAAUAUUGAACAAAUAUAAUAUUGAAUUUAUUAACAAUGUUUGCCUCACAUAUAGUAAUAUAUGUGACAUAUUUAGCGGGAUUUGUUUUUUUUUAUGUAUAUACUACUAUCAUUAUUUUGAAUAUAUUUGUAUUUGAAGGUUGCAUUAUGGCUAUUCUCGAUUUAUAAUUAAUUAAUUGCCUAUUAUAUUUUUAAAACUACAAAAUGCCUGCACGCGAUUUCUAUGUGGUGAAUUUGUAGUUAACGGUUGAUUUAUGAUGUGUAAUAUAUCACAAUUCAGAUUAUUACUGCCUUAAUCUUUUACAAUAGUCAUUUGCUCUAAUUUAUUAUAUUUACAAAAUAUAUCAAGCGGACUAUCUGCUAAAAUGUAUACAAAAUUAUUUAUUCAUAAUAUAUUCUAGUUAAUUAUAUUUACAUCAUUUAGUAUUAGGCCAGUGACUACUAAAGUGCAUUUAUAAACAAUUGUAUUUAAUGGAUCUGGUGAGAAUCUAAAUUGUAAUUUAUUUAGGUAUUUUUUACUUGCAUUUAUAACACGAGACUUGGUACUUAAGAUAUAUUUAUUGGAUAUUAAUUAAUAGUGUUGUAAGUAAAUUAUUUGUUAUUUAUCUAUUUACUGCAUAUGAGUAUAACAUAUUUAAUUAUUCUUUUAUUGUUAUUUGAUAUACAAGUAUUAAUUUGUUCGGAAUGGUAUUAAAACAGUAAAAACCUAAGAUAUUUAAGUUGAAGACCUUGUUGAUAUGAAACAGCAUUUUUUUAUUAUUAUCUCGCCUUCAUAUAAAUUACAGUAAAUCGUGUCUAAAGUAAAUAUAGGUUAUUGUGGGGCCCAUUCUUAAUUUGAACAGUUGGCGUAAGAAUUCAAGUCACUUGACGGAAUUCCUCCACUAUAAGUACCACAUAAAUUGUAGAUAUUCAUUUUAUUUUGAUUUAGUAAAGAAGAGUUGGCUGCAUUUGUUACAAUAACGUCAACAAUUUGAACAAUAUUUUGCGUAUAAACACAAGUCAAACGAUAAGUAUUAAAUAAUUUUGUCAAUAAGUUUUUUAAUUUGUGUAAUACUUUGGUACCAGAAUUAUUACAAAACAAAAAGUAUUAUCAUAACCAAUUACUAUAAAAUCAAACUUUUAGGGAUUCAUUUUUCCUUUAUUUUUGCAUAAUCAAUAGGAAAACCAUGAAAUAAAAUUUAAGACAAAUACACUUGUUUUUGUUAGUUGUGUUAUUUAUUGCCAGAUCUAAGAUAAAUGUAAAAAAUAUCUAGCAGUACAUCACAAAAUAAUAUUGGUGUAGCUGCAUUUGAAAAAUAUUUUUAGUUAGUAAAAACUUAUGUAACAAACAGCACCUUAUUUUGUUCAAUAUCAAAAUAGUAUGAAUAUUUAAUAUAGCGCAGACCCGGAGUGAUUUGAGUUCUAUUGUAGAAUAUAUUUUUAAUCCGUUAAAUUUAUUAAAAAACGUAAUACCCUCUACAUUUUUUUUAAUACCAAGAGCUAAAUAUUUACACUCAACAAUAUUUUUUUAUACCAUAUUUUCACAUAUCUACUUUCUUAUUUCAUUAAUCGUUUAAAUUAUGCUCUAUGAUGUCAUUUAUUUAUCUUAGGAAUAAGGGAGGAAAGUAUGCAUUUAAAUGUACUUAAAAAUCGUAUUAAUUUCUUACCCCCUUAUUCAUAGACGUUUUUAAUCUAAGGACGGAGUAAAGCUGUGAUAACAAGUAGCUAAUAUUGAGAUACAACAAUAUUAGCCAAUGACUACGGCCCAUAGGGCCGUCCGCCAUAGGGCUACGCGCUGUGAAUGCUGCCAUGCCGUCAGCGCUGAGAAACAGACUUGUUAUCACAGCUUUACUCCGUCCUCAGAUAAAAAACGUCUUCGAAUAAGGGGGUUAGAUUCUAACACAGAUAAACUGCCAUCAUUACUAUAGUGGAUCUGUAAAUUUUUAUCUAUAGUUUCAUGCAUAUUGUCUAUGCACAUAUGUAUUUUGAUAAGCGAUUUUUUUGUAUGAAGAAAUGUUCUAUUUAACAUUAAAAGAUUUUUGUUUUGUAUUUAUAUAAGGACAAAUAAAGGAUUACUCGAUCAAUA